Messenger RNA from Oppiella nova, 571 nucleotides. NCBI's taxonomy places the organism in Eukaryota, Metazoa, Arthropoda, Arachnida, Sarcoptiformes, Oppiidae. The record is from the annotation of a GenBank genome assembly.
GAUGCGAUGGAUUAUACUAUUGAUGGCAAACAAUAUAGAAAUGCAGUUAAGAAUGAGACACGAAAUCAAUGAUAUUAUCGGCGAUAGAGUGGCAGACAAUCACCACAAGAAUGACUGCCAUUAUGUUAAUGCAUUCAUCGCUGAGACUCUCAGAUAUAAAGGGGUCUUCCCAUUAGGAGUUCCACACGUGGCUCUCUGUGACUAUCAAUUAGACAAACACCUCAUUAAAGAGAAAUCAAUGGUUGUCGGCAAUCUAUUUUCCGUUUCACGUGAUCCAAGUUUAUGGUCCAAACCGGAUGUCUUCUCCCCCAACAGGUUCUUAGAUAAGGACAACAAAUACAUGUCAGCCCUCCCGGGGUUCACACCCUUUGGAAUCGGACGGCGUAUAUGUUUGGGUGAAAAGCUUGCGCUCGCGGACCUCUUCUACAUAACUGUCCGCCUAUUGAAGUCUACUCCAGACUAUGUGUUUGCGUUGCCAUCGGGUGAAGGAACGGCUGAUUUAGAGCCCGACCCUAACAUAUUUGUCAUUAAUGUUCCCAAACCCUAUGAAAUAAUACUCAAAAGGCUGUGA